CCCCUUCCGAGGAGUUUCCCAAAACCCCGCGCGGCAGUGCCCAGCCGCUCUAAGAUGGCGACUCCCAUGCAUCGGCUCAUAGCUCGGAGACAAGCUGAAGCAAAUAAACAACAUGUAAGAUGUCAGAAAUGCUUGGAAUUUGGACAUUGGACUUAUGAAUGCACCGGAAAAAGAAAAUACCUGCAUAGGCCUUCAAGAACAGCAGAACUAAAGAAAGCUUUAAAAGAAAAAGAAAACAGAUUAUUAUUAUUGCAACAAAGCAUCGGAGAAACUAAUGUAGAAAGGAAGACCAAGAAAAAAAGGUCUAAGAGUGUAACCAGUUCCAGCAGCAGUAGCAGCGACAGUUCAGCCAGUGAUUCUUCAUCGGAGAGUGAAGAAACGUCUACCUCAUCCUCCUCAGAGGACAGCGACACUGAUGAAAGCUCCUCCAGUUCCUCAUCUUCAUCCUCCUCCACAAGCUCUUCCUCGUCCUCUGAUUCAGACUCAGAUUCCAGCUCUUCCAGUAGCAGCACCAGCACAGAGAGCAGCUCUGAGGAUGAACCACCAAAGAAGAAGAAAAAGAAAUAGAACGCCAUCUCUCUUGUACUGCUGGACUCAAAAAAUUAAUGUGACUCUCGAAAGGGAUAUUUAGACUACAUUAAGGCCAUAUAGGGUAACCAGUCAAAAUUACUGGAGUUCAAAAGUUUCUAAAUGUUUUACAUCAGAAGAGCAUAAAGAGUAUUAAUAAUGGAUUAUAUAUAAGACUUUUUUUAUUUUAAGAGUAAAUCUUGUUUUUCUUUUUUAUCUUUAAUAUAUAUCUCUAAAACUUAAUCAAAGCUGAAUCCAGUAAAUCUGUUUUGGGGAUGAGACUUAUCUUUUCUCCCUGUGAGAUAAUUGCCAUCCUUUGUUAUAUGUUAGUGCUAUGUACCAGACAUAUUUUCAGGAUAAUGCAUCAGAAUAUCUGGCAGUGAAUUUCUAAUGCUUUUGGCUGUGUGUUAUUAUAUUAGAUUUAAUACAUUGUUACUAUAAAAUUAGGAGUGUUCCUCUUAAUAACUGUGCCCUAUUUUUAUGUUUAUGUUCAGAAAGUUAUUCUGACUUCUUGUCCUAAAUGAAAAGCUUUUGGAUGGUACAAAUGUCAAGUUAUUGUGUUAUAUCAUCCAUUUUCUUCUGGCUCUUAGAGUUACUCUCUCUUUUUUUUUUUUUUUUUAAGUUCGUGCUGGGCUCGAACUCACAACCCUGUGAUCAAGACUUGAGAUCAAGAGUCAAAUGCUUAACUGAAUGAACCACCCAGGUAUCCUGUAAAGUUACUCUUUUUCUGAGGAAAAUCAAUCAGAAGAACCUAAAAAGGAACCAAAAUUCUGAAACUACUUAGGAGCCUAAUCUUGGUGCCUUUUGAUAAAUUCUGUGUAUUAGAAAAGAGUCAUUUAAAAGCCUAAUUUAAGGAAAAGUGAUAUAAGUAUCUUCAUGUUGUUAUGCUAUAAAAGGUAGGAGAGGAAAAAAUAGGUACAAAGGUAAUUUUAACAGAGAAUUAGGGCAAUGUUGGUUGCCUUUUAUUAAGUUUUUCUAAGCUUUCAUAAGGAUUGCCUUUUACCAUUUUUGCAAUUGUGGUAUAAGUUUAUAUGGCAGCUGGUCAUAUAUGACAUUCUACUGCAUAAAUAUGAAUGACUUGGACUAAUCUGGUGUGUUUACAUAGCAUAUACACAGUUGAAGUGUAGCAUGAAAGAUUAAAAAGAAAUAUUGCACAAUGUUUCUUAAAAUACUCUGCUGUGGUGAAAUUAUUUUGUUUCACAUGACAUCAUUCUGUGAUGUCUUUUAAGCUCUUUGGAAAGAGGUAUCAUUUGUAGAAAAAUCUUGAUUCGGGCUAAAUAUGGGUUUUUAAAACUAUGAAUGUUGUCUUUUUAUAUUUUUAUGAGAAAGUAGUAGAAAAUUGUUUUUGAAAAAAAUGGGCUUCUAUUUAAAUGUUAAAAUAUGUGUAACAAAUGUUGUAAGUUUAAGGAGCCUGUAAUUCCUUGUAUGUUUUAUAAACCCUCUGCUUUCAGUGAUUGUAAAUAAACUCUCAAAACAUCAUUUCAGAGUCUCCAUACAGAAGACAUCAACUGACAUAGAUUUAAUAAAUAAUUAAACAUA
Molecule: messenger RNA, 2106 nt
Organism: Nyctereutes procyonoides (raccoon dog)
Lineage: Eukaryota; Metazoa; Chordata; Mammalia; Carnivora; Canidae
Gene: ZCCHC10
Product: zinc finger CCHC-type containing 10
Exons: 4
Coding region: 55-567 (170 amino acids)
Molecular function (GO): nucleic acid binding; zinc ion binding
Source: RefSeq, a predicted model, not a curated record